Cylindrotheca closterium is the source of this 1440-nucleotide messenger RNA. NCBI's taxonomy places the organism in Eukaryota, Bacillariophyta, Bacillariophyceae, Bacillariales, Bacillariaceae. The record is from the annotation of a GenBank genome assembly.
AUGUCGCAAACCAAUGCCGAUCAAGGCGAUCUCGAAAAACUGCAACAAGCUCUUCAGCAAGUUGUUGGCAAAUUUGGAUCAAUCGACGAUGUCCUCGAAGCAUUUGGUCUUGCAACGUUGCCAACCGCCCAGAGAUAUGGAGUCUUGAUGGGAUGCAUUGUAUUCGCCACCACUGUAACCGCCGUCAUUGCGCUUCUUAUCUUUGGUGGUUCUUUUAAAAGAAUAGCAGAACAAGAACAAACGGGGGAGGCGACACUGGAGUCUGAUUUUAAAGCUCGCAAGGGCCGACCAUUGUUACUGGAACGACUCUUGAAGGCUCGCAAACGGCUAUUGGCAGAGAACUACCCCGACCGAGAACAGCGCAAAACUUUAAGAACCAAUUUGACGAAAAUGCUAAUGAGUCUUCCUCCACCAAAAGACAUCCCUGGGGUGGUGGACGAUGUCGAAGCGAAGCAAUCCGUAAACAAGAAAAAGGACAGAGCCGCGGAAAUGGUUGGCUUUAAGGAGAACUUUGCGUGGGCCUACAGAAAGUGUCAAGAUCAACCAGGAGGUGGCAUCAUUCCGGGAAAGCCGGAAGCACGAUUUGAGGCGUUUGCUCGUGGUUAUGCAUCCUGUGGUGACAAUACAACUCUGGGAUAUCGUCGAUCGUAUGCUCGUGCCUAUGAAUCUGUUUGCUGCGCCAAUGAUAGUACUGAAGAGAAAUUUUCCAAGCUGUACAAUGCCAAUCCCGAGGCGUUGGUGGGACAAACCGUGCGGCUUGAAGCACUGGAUUCUUCUAAGCAUUUGAAGGCAAUUUUUGCGUCAACAAGUGGGGACAUGUACUUUUACAAGAAGUCAUAUGAUGCGAAUGAAGUUUGGGGCUUUUUGGAGGAGGGCCCAUUCAACACACAAGAGGAAUUAAAGAAUUCCUUUGUAUUCCAACAAUACGAAAACGAAGCAGCCUUUGCAAUCGUACAGAAUCUCAAUGACCGCGUCUUGGGUGUGGCAAUGGUUAGCAGAGACAACCCCAAACACCUUUCUAUUCAAUUAGACCCUCCAAUCAUUGGACCUUCCACGGUGGGGACAAAGGAGCAACUUGAAUCGUGCUUCCUACUGCUCGAUCGACUAUUUGCCAACGGAUACCGCCGAAUCCAACUUUCCAUUGACUCCAAGGAUGGAAAAGGAUCCGAACUAGCGGAUCGACUUGGAUUUACCUUUGAAGGUGUGUUGCUGAAAGACAUGGUGGUCAAGGAAUCGAAUCGAGACAGCAAGGUAUACGGAAUGCUCAACAGCGAUUGGGAUAAGGGUGCAAGAAUUGCUCUGUAUAGAAAGCUGUAUGGUGGAGCCAUGGCACGAGCAGAUCUUGCGUUCAACAAGAAGGAAGAAGAGUUGACCGAUCAGCAGCGCGUUCUCUCCAAGAAGGAAAAGUUGCAAGCUAGUGCAAAAGAUAAGAAGGCAUAG